GAGCGAGAAUCAACAAACAACUACUAUGCCUCUUGCGGUCUCCUGCAUCACAAAAUUAAGUUGAACUUCACCAACAAAGCAGACUUUGGUAUCUCCUCUCUUACCUGAUGUUACCUGAGAUAAAGUACCUUGCGAUUUAAACUUUCAAGGUACCACUUGAUAUGUAAUUUGUUUUCCAGCACCAGCUGCUACAGAUACAAUGCCAGUGGGAAAAAAGGCAAUUAAGAAAAAAGCAAUAGGAAAGAAGAGUGCCAAAAAAGGAUUGAAGGGUCUACAGAGUAUUGCAGAUCUUCUGAAGUCAGUCAGGCACCAAUAUGAAGUGAAAUGCAAGGAUUUCAAUAGUUAUGUGCAUCCAGAUGUGAAGAAACUUAUCAACCAGUAUGCUGAAAGUAACUCUCUUUUGGCAAAGUUUAUUUUAACCCCAGGUCCAACAGAUGAAAUACCUGUAAAAGUCUCACCACUUGUGGCAGCUAUAAGGAGUAAUCGAUAUGUUCAUGUCAAAGAGAUCUAUAUCUGGGAUGUACCAAUGAAACACGAGGAUAUUGCUACGCUGGCAUUGCUUUUGGAGCAAUCUAUUUAUCCCAUUCAAUACCUGGAACUUUUGGAGUGUGGUAUCAAUAGCUAUGGAGUAGACAGGCUAGCAAGGUCCAUUUGUAUGAGCAAUCUGACUGCUCUGGUGCUUGAUUAUAACAAAUUUGGUGACUCUGGCUGCAGUGGUCUUUGUAGAGGUCUCUAUGGUAAUAAAACACUAUUGCGUCUCAGCCUAUGUUAUUGUAAUCUUGGUUCUCAAAGUGGGGAGCUCCUUGGAAAAACAAUUUCCAACACAGCCAUAAGAGAUGUCUAUCUUGAUGGCAAUUUUCUGGAGUGUGAAGGGGUGAUCGAACUUAUAAAGCUCUUUGCUGACACAGCAGAAAUGGAAGCUAUUGAGCGUGCUGAAAAAAAGGAAGGGAAAAUUCCUGAAUCAAAUACAUUAACUGUACCAAGUGUGGCAUCAGCUAUGUCGUCAGUGUCAAGACCAACAUCUUCAGUUGCCGUUAGAAGCAAACCUGGAAGUGCGAGGUCUCAAAUGUCUUCUACAGGCAGGAUUGGAAAGAAAGGGAAAAAGAAGAAAAGUGCAAGGAAGAAAAAAGAGCCUCCUCCCCCACCACCAGUGGGCCCUUGGAUUCAGAAACUUCACUUGCUGAACAAUGGCAUUGAUGCAUAUGGGCUGGGUUCCACUCUUGGGCCUGUCAUGUGUAUGAAAAUGUUCAGAAAACUGAUAACACACUCUGAAAGCUUACAAGAACUCGAUAUAGAUGAUAAUGCUAUUGGUGACCUGGGUGGAAGAGAGAUCCUCGAGGCUCUCAUGGAUAGAAAGGAAGGUGGAUUGAAUGCUAUGAAAAUAAAUGUAUCACACAGAAUAAAUUCUUCAACUUUUGCUGCAAUUAACAAGCUUGGCUCAGGUCUCAAGAAAAAAGUGAAAAAAAAGAAAGGAAAACCAGGAAAGAAACGAAUUUAGAGUGAAGAAGUGCUUCUUGGGAAUCAGUUGAGUGAUGUUAAUGAAGAAUGCCAAGUUAAUACUUGUGAAGUCUUAAUAAUGUUGUGUGAAUAGGAACAACUUGUAAAUUGAUGUCACUUACCAACAAAUUUUUCAAUAAAUUUUU
Molecule: messenger RNA, 1643 nt
Organism: Pocillopora verrucosa
Lineage: Eukaryota; Metazoa; Cnidaria; Anthozoa; Scleractinia; Pocilloporidae
Product: ribonuclease inhibitor
Molecular function (GO): protein binding; GTPase activator activity
Source: RefSeq, a predicted model, not a curated record